Moneuplotes crassus is the source of this 796-nucleotide messenger RNA. Lineage: Eukaryota; Ciliophora; Spirotrichea; Euplotida; Euplotidae. The record is from the annotation of a GenBank genome assembly.
UUAAAACUAAUGGAACCAAAUAAAGGGGGAUUGAAAAGAAGAGAUACAUGAACACAAGAGGAAAUAAAACUCAAUAUGAAAGAAAUACAAAUUCUGAGGUUAUGUAAUCAGAAAAGUGAAUUCAAGCAUGCUGGUAUUAUAUUUUAUAGAUCUUUUUCUUAUAAAACCUCCUAAGAAUACUUUUUAUAUAAAAGAUUUAUGCCUUGGAGAGAAGAAUUUAGAAAAGGGAAGAACAAGAUAUUCUACAAUUCUUAUUUCUAACAUAAGGAAAAAGUAUUUCUCUAAAAUGUUACAGAUAUUCAGUAAGAAUAAACCAACAGUGAAGCUUGAGCUUGAUGAGAAUAUAGUACAAAGAAGACUAACUUAUACUAUACAAACUUGAGUUAAUAACAUUCGAUUUGUCAAGCAACUAAAAGUUAGCAAGAUCACUCUUUCCUCAAAACAGUUCAUCCACUUCAUUCUUAGUGGAACAUGACUGGAAGAAUUUUAUUUGAAAGAAAGUAAUGUGAUCGGGCCAAAGCUCAAGUUCUCUUGCUCAAGGACUUCCUCAUUACAAGCUCUGUUAAUGGUGUGGGAUGAAAUAAGUCCUUCAGAGCAAAUUAGAACAUUUUCCUACUUUGAAACAAUUCUGGAGAACCUUAAUAAAUGCAAAUUCUCAGAAAAUCUGAAUCUGAUAUUCUUCGAAAAAUCCAAACUUCCAGCAGAACAAGCUAAAUCACUUGAACUAAGAUUCAUCCACAUAAACGUAGAAUUCGAUUCCGGACACUACAAAGGCUCAUUCUAAGCCCUAUCAACA